AUGUCUGAUUCAGAAAGUGUCGACUACCUGCAGUCGGAUUUUGAUCCAUGGACGCUGACCGUCCCGCGCCUGCGCUCCAUCCUGGUCACCCACAACGUUCCAUACCCUGCAACAGCAAAGAAACCGCAGCUCAUUGAGCUCUUCAACAAGCAUGUUGUGCCUCAGUCGCAGGCGAUCCUAGCUCGCCGUCUACGCGCCAAGCGCUCUAGCAUGGGCAUCAUCGACGCCGACUCGCAGGACACCGGCACCAGCACCGAUUUCGACCACGACCGCGACCUGCGCCCGCCGCCGUCCGUCUCGUCGAGGAGAUCGCGCUCUCCUAGGAAGAGCGCCCGCGUCAAGCGCGAGCCCGAGGAUUCAGACCGCGACCAUCACCUGCCGCCUGCCACGCCUUCGUUCCGCGAAAGCCCGCGGAAGAGGUCGUCGCGCUCGGCUAGCAUCCAGCCCGCGUCCACGUACGAUAGCGACGUGUCCGUGCCGGAUACGGAACCCGCUCGUUCUGUCCGUGGUCAUCGUUUGACGACCCCGGUUCCGAAACUGGAGCCGCCGGAGGAGGAAGAUGAUAGCUUCUUCAAGCGGACGCCUGAGACUGAGGGUAUCUUUACCGAUGAUAAUCCUUUCCAGAGCGGCGCCAACACGCCUGCUUCAGCCUUCAAAACCCCGGCUAGCACUCGUCGCAAGACAACCAUGGGCGUGUUUGAGUCGGCGAGGAAGACGCCGUCCACGGUUACGAUGUCCUCGCGGCGUCGGACCGAGGACCCGAUCUAUACGGGGCAGGAGAUCGAGGAGCCGCCGUCGACGAUUAGCAGCGUCAACACGAGCCGUACUAUCGAAGUUCCGUUUAGCAGCCGGGCGUAUCGUUCCAAGACGCCCGAGACUGUCCAGUAUGAAGAGACCGAGCCAGAUGAGGAGUUCACUCCAGAAGAGCAGCUCGCCCUGAUGGAGGAGGAGCGCGCCAACCCCGAGCUGGCCGCUGCUCGGAGACCGCCAGAGCCGCCCAAGCGUCGUUCAAGUCUCUGGACCCCGAUCUGGGUUCUCUUCACCACUCUCCUGGUAGCCUACGCCGCCUGGUACAGACAAGAGAAGAUCGCCGUCGGGUACUGCGGUCUCGGCCGGGAGCCGACCGAGGUCCUGCCUUCCAGCCUUCCUAUCCCCGAGUGGGCGUCCGAGGUGGCCGCUAAGCUCGACAUCCAGACCAUCGAGGUUCCCGACUGGCUGCGCGCAGCUUUUAAGCCGCAGUGUGAGCCUUGCCCGCCGCAUGCUUACUGCUACGAGGACUUCACUGCUCGGUGCGAGUCGGACUACCUUCUGAAGCCGCACCCCCUGGCUCUGGGUGGUCUCAUCCCCCUGCCCCCGACGUGCGAACCCGACAGUGAUAAGCUGCGGCGCGUACAGGCCGUGGCGGACAAGGCCGUCGAGGAGUUGCGUGAGCGGAGGGCCAAGUUUGAGUGCGGCGAGUCACUCGAGCCGAAUGGCCCGCCUGUGGAUAGUCCUGCUAUAGAGGAGGAGGAGCUGAAGGCUAUUUUGAGCAAGAAGAGGAGCAAGCGCAUGGCCGCAGAGGAGUUUGAUGAGCUCUGGGUUGCGGCCAUCGGUGAGAUUAAGGCCCGCGAGGAGGUCGAAGUACAGCAGGUUGAGACGCCGACUGAAUUCAGAGCCGGACCCGGAACCGGAGGAUAUCCCCAUUCCUUUCCGACCCCCAAGUUAUCGUCCCACUCUCUCGCUCGCCUUCCGUACGCCUGUGCGAUCCGCCGCUCGGUCAAGCUCGGAGUGGCAAGACAUCGACUCAGCAUUGGAGGUGUGAUUUUUGCCGUCUUCAUGGUCCUGUAUGCCCGCCGUCGCUACCUGCGUAAUCGUGCCUGGGCCGCGCAGAUUCCCACCCUUGUGGACGAGGUUUUGGGACGCCUGGAGGCGCAGAAGGAGUUGGCUUUUGAGGCGGGCGGGGAUGAAGUCGAUGCGUUCCUUUUCCUUCCCAACUUGCGCGAUGACAUGUUGCGGAGUAUACACAACAUCAAGGAGCGCGAAGCAUUGUGGCAGCGUGUCAAGGUCGUGGUCGAGCAGAACAGUAAUGUGCGGACGGGUCAGCGGGAGGGCCGCAACGGUGAAGUGGGUAGGGCGUGGGAGUGGAUUGGUCCGACGAUGAGUCGGACUGGGGAUGGAAGUACGGCUAGAAGGAGAAAUACCAUGGGUAUGAGGGUCUCGUGGGGGGAAGAUGUGAAGGGGAGCGGGGAUGAGACACCUAAGGCUGGGGAUAGGACUUUUAGGAAGUGGGAGGAGGGAGGGACCGGGAGGGUGAUUUAUUAG
Thermochaetoides thermophila DSM 1495 is the source of this 2301-nucleotide messenger RNA. RefSeq lists its product as uncharacterized. The record is from RefSeq and is a predicted model, not a curated record. Bases 1 to 2301 code for a protein of 766 amino acids. Gene Ontology annotation, molecular function: chromatin binding; DNA binding. NCBI's taxonomy places the organism in Eukaryota, Fungi, Ascomycota, Sordariomycetes, Sordariales, Chaetomiaceae. Gene Ontology annotation, cellular component: nuclear inner membrane. The transcript has 2 exons.